Messenger RNA from Ectocarpus siliculosus, 1506 nucleotides. Lineage: Eukaryota; Phaeophyceae; Ectocarpales; Ectocarpaceae. The record is from the annotation of a GenBank genome assembly.
ACUACCCACGCGGUCCUGAGGGCUCCGCGACCAUAUAUGGAACAACAGCAGCGCGAUCCGAGGGCUUCUGAAGAAGGAUGGUGCUAUGCCAAUUUCGUGCGACACAACCCAACCGCAGCACGCACCGUAGAGACUCUCCUUCGAUACUCCGGCUUCUUCGCACCGGCGCGCUUCGCCGACAGAGAUCUUUCCAUCGAGUCUGGCUAUGCGCUGUCUAGCCUUGCCGCCUUGGCGCACGACCAAAUCUUGAUACACGGACAAGGAGGAGGUCUUGGCCGUGGGGGACAGGACGGAGGGGCCGCCAACGAUGAUGGCCUCGACGGUGGCCAAGUACACGCCCUCGGCAUCGCGCCUGGAUCAAGCAUCCGACUCGAUCCCAAGAACCGAGAGAGGCCAUCAUCGACGACCGUCGUCGCCCAACGCAUGCGCGUAGCCCUGGCCAUGAUCGCGAACGUGCAGAUCGUGGUGGAGAAGCUGGCCGCGCAGCACGGAGGCCCGCGAAGGAGACAACAGGCAAUCGUCUACCUGGAAACGCUCAAGGCCUUGGCCCGACUGCUGCUACUCGCGUGCACGAGGGAAAUGGUCGUGGGAGGAGGCUCGUACGUUUCGGGGGGGAAUCGGAGAACUCCGCCGCUCGGGAAUCGGAACAAAGCCGGCGCCUGGAGAGAGGUCGACCUCAACGGAGCCCGAUUAAAUCAAGCGCAAUCCUCUGAGUUCGCGGUCGACCGCCCCCCUUCGCCUCCCUGCCCCCCCCCCGAGGUGUACACGGGAAAGCGGAGCGGCGUGAAGCUGAUCGUCCCACCGCGAGCGAGCGUGGUGUGGAGCGGGCGAGGGCGUUCCAACCGGUCGGGCGGGGUCAGCAGGCUGGCGGCGACCGCUUCGUCCCCCUCCUGUGGCAGCUCUCGACGAAGCGCCGACGGAGUGUUUCAGAACGACAGCAGCAGUAGUAGUAGCUUCCGGGGCUGUGCUAACGGUGGGCAGGGGAUUGGUACGGGCGGAUCGAUGGAAGCGGCCAGCGAUGAAUCGUGCGUGUGGCGACAACGGCGGGAGGCACAGGGAGGGCAGGCGUGGCUGAUGGCGGGAGAAGUGAUCCACAUCCUGCGACCGCUGGCGUACAGCUACGGCUGCGCGGCGACGGGGGAGCGGUCCUGGCGCCCGUGGCUGAUUUCUCUGGGGAUGGACGCCGCGGCCUUCGCUUGCACCGCGAGAGCAGGGGGCAGCAGCGGGGCGAUGGCCCUGUUGACUCCGAUCGGAGAGGCGGGUAGCAGCGGCGUGCCGGUGCUGCCUUACUUGGACGAGGAGCAAGCGGCCGAGCUGAGGCGCCGCAAGAUGCUGUGGUUCCUGUACCUGAUGCGCUCGCCAGCGUUUGAGCUGCUGGCGGAGCCGGUCAGCAGAGGCGCUGCCGGUGUGUUUGAGGGGGUUCCGAUUUUGGGUGGCAUGGCGGGCUACGCGUUGAAUAUGCUGCUGUACGUUCAGCGGCAUCACUUUUAUACAUCAGCGUCUUAA